CGCAGCUGUCACGGUCCAGAUGCUGCUGUUCUUGUGUCGGGGAUGAAAGAGAUUUGUUUACCCAAAUUACGUGUAAAUAAAGUCGAGGGAAUAAACUUCCGACCGGAGAUGUCCAAGGAGUCGAGGUCGGAGGGCAGGAGGCGCCGGGAGCACGUCGCCAACAGCAAAGUCGCCUUUCUCGGCGGCGGCGACGGGCGCGAGAGGAGCGGGCAACACAGAGCGGGAGGCGGCGGCGACUCCCGGGACAGGCCGGGGCAGAAAGCCGGGCCUGCGGGGGACGGGCGGGAGAGGUCCGGCAGCGGCAGCUCAGGAUCCUCGUACGGAGGCAAGAGCAAGGGCCAGGCCAGCGCCGGGAACGCUAAGGCCUCGUUCCAGAGGUCCAACAGCCAUGACAAAGUCCGAAAGAUUGUAGCAGAGGAGGGACGUGCUGCUAGAAAUCUGAUUGCGUGGAGUGUUCCCCUGGAAAAUAAAGAUGAAGAGGGAAAAAACAAGACACACACCAGCGGAAAACCACGAGACAUUGUGAAGGCUCAGCGUUCGACUGGGGUUUCGCAAAGAGCCAUAAAGCAGGUUUCUUCAGCUGAGAACAAAGCCACAUUGAACACAGUUGGAGAAAAAAACACAAUAGAAAAAGUCCUACGAAGGGCCGGCAGUCCCGAAAAGUUGAUUUACGAGCACGUUACUGGGCCUUUCUGUUUGACAAUCUGA
Molecule: messenger RNA, 708 nt
Organism: Callorhinchus milii (elephant shark)
Lineage: Eukaryota; Metazoa; Chordata; Chondrichthyes; Chimaeriformes; Callorhinchidae
Exons: 4
Coding region: 43-708 (221 amino acids)
Source: RefSeq, a predicted model, not a curated record